GAAUCAUUGAAUCGUUUGAAACACACUUUCAGAUUAAAGUUAUUUUGAGAGCUUUGUGUCAACCCUAAAAUCCCCUCUCUUUCUCUUACUCCCUCGCGCUCCUUCAUCUCUAUAUUUUGCCAAUCGCGCUACUCUCUUGCUCACCGGUCCAAUUCUCGGGCUCCUCCCGAGCCGUUGUUCGAUUCAGUUUCACCUCUCUAGCCGUUCUUGACUUCUCUGCAACCCGAUGGCUCAAGGCAAGAUUGAUCUACCCGAAGAUCUCGCAUCCAAUCCCUCCGAUCAGACUCUGAACUCUAAAGGUAACUUUGAAGACAAGUCAUUGAUGGGAUUCCUUGAUGUGUCAAAGGAUCAAGCAGUACCUGAUAACAUCCCUUUGUCUCCCCAGUGGCUGUAUGCUAAGCCAACUGAUUCCAAAGCAGAUAUGCGUCCACCAAGUGCUCUUUCACUUGGAAGUUCUGGGGAUAUAAUUCAGAAGGAAAACAGACGAUUGGAUGCACCUGAUGAUAGAAAGGAUUGGAGGAGGGCCACAACAGAGAGUGAGAAUGGUCCACGUUGGCGUGAAGAAGAGAGGGAAACAAGCCUGCUUGGUCGAAGAGACCGCAGGAAAACAGAUCGACGUGUUGGUGAAAAUACUGCUGCCAGGGAAACAACUGAAGCUAGAUCAUUGCCUACCUCUGAUAAGUGGCAUGAGGCUGGUAAUCGAAAUAGUAGUACCGAAACACGCCGUGAUGCGAAGUGGACUUCUAGAUGGGGUCCUGAUGACAAAGAGAAGGAAGCUCGUACAGAGAAAAAAGUGGAUGGUGAGAAAGAAGAUGCACACAUUGAGAGUCAACCACUUGUCUCUAACCGGUCAGUUUCUGAACGGGAGUCGGAUGCACGGGACAAAUGGCGCCCACGCCAUAAAAUGGAAGGAAAUACUGUGGGAUCUGGCACAUACCGUGCUGCUCCUGGAUUUGGAAUUGAGAGAGGUCGUGGAGAGGGUUCAUAUGUUGGAUUCAUUGUAGGGCGUGGGCGAUCUAAUGGGUCAGUUCAGAGAACUUGUGGUGCAAUUGGUUCUGCAAAAUUUGAAAAGACCGAUAGCGUGCCCGGAAAACCAAGCACUGGAGCCAAUUCAUUUUGUUAUCCUAGGGGCAAGCUUCUUGACAUAUACCGCAGGCAAAAGAUUGUUGCAUCUUUUGAUAGUGUCCUUGACGAUAUGGAAGAAGCAUCUCCCAUCACUCAAGCAACUGCGAGCGAACCCUUAGCUUUUGUUGCUCCUGAUCCUGGAGAGCAGGAAAUUCUUAAUGAUAUAUGGAAGGGUAAGGUCAGUAGCAGUGGUGCAUCAUAUGCUUCAUCUCGAAAGGGAAAACCAGCUGACAGUAUUACAGAACCUGAAGAUGUUGAACAUGUGAGUGGAAAACCAGCCGUGAUUCUGACAGACGAGGCAGACAACACGGUGGAUCCUUUUCCCAAAAAUUCAAAAGAUAUUGAAGAAUCUGCUGCACAAAGCAUCUUUUCUAACAAAGGCCUUAAGACAUUUUCAUGUGAUAUAGAAGGAAAUUAUGAAGAUCUUGAAGCUAUUAGGACACAUGAGAAUAUGCCAGACGUAACUAGUGACAUGAUUGCCAGCUCAAAUGAUAUUGGUGUUUCUGAGCUUGAGUGCACACACUCCCGUAAAGCAACAUCAGCUUUUGAUGCCAGUUCUAGCCUUCCUGAUGAUUCUACAUCCAUAUUCUCUUCGGAUCUAAGCUUAGGAUUUUGCAAUGAUGAACACCGAUUUGGGAGGAUUAUCCCACCUGAAAAGUUAAGUUUGUACUAUCGUGAUCCUCAAGGUGCAAUCCAGGGCCCAUUUCUUGGGGUUGACAUUAUAUCAUGGUUUGAACAAGGGUUUUUUGGGACAGAUUUACCUGUUCGUUUGGAAGGUGCUUCAGAAAACUCUCCCUUUUUAGAAUUAGGCGAUGUAAUGCCACACCUAAGAGUUGGACAUGGGAAUCUUGGAGUUACUGGUCCUGUGUCUAGUUUCGAUCAAUCUGAAGAUGUGGUGGACCAGCUGGAAUCUAAUAUACAAGAUCCUGCCUCUUCUGUUAUUGGUUCAUCAGCUGCUAUUGAUGGCUUAAUGUGGAAGUCAUCAGACUUCGGUGGUCCAUAUGCCCAGCGUAUUCAACCAAGCAGAUCUGAUCACGGUUUUCAUCCAUCAGAAAUAUCAAACUCUCAGGAUGACUUCCAUGAUUUUGGCCAUUUUGCUGCUCAAGAUGAAGGAAUUGCUUUUCCAGGUAGACCUGGAAGUAGCAGCAAUCAGAUUUGCAAUGCAAUGAUGGCGAGUGAUCCUCCUAUUAACAUGAUAAACCACCCUUCAGCUCAGAUCGAAUCGUCUGAUCCUGGCUUGGAAAACCACAGAGAUAACAAUAAGUUGCAUCCAUUUGGCUUGCUAUGGUCUGAACUUGAGGGCCCUUAUACCAGGAACGAGAAUAGAGUCGGCCAGGCUCAAUAUAACCUCACACCCGGAUUGGGAUCCCAGUUUGGCACUUUGGCUGAAUCGUCAACUGGUGUUGUAGAUGCAUGGACGCCUAGCAACAUUCACAGGAAAAAUUCUCUUUCUGAUCUUAACUCCUACCAAGAUCCCAACCGAUUUGAUUUAGGAGAUAAGAUGGUGUCUCCGCAUCUCCAGCCACACAAUCUGAUGUCUUCCCAUAAUGUCCACUUGGAUGAUGGGACACUGGAAAGAGGGGUAUCUCAGAAUGUAAUGCACAAUCAAAUGUUACCCGAUUUAGAGCAGUUUAUGGCAAUCAAGAUGCAACAACGGCAGCUGCAACAGCAAAGGCAGCAGCAGCAGCGGCAGCUCCAGCUUCAACAAAUGCAGCAAAUUCAGCAACAACAACAAAUGCAGCAAAUUCAGCAACAACAAAUUCUCAUGAAGGAGCAACAGCAGUCUCAGGCUAGAAAGCUGCUACUUGAACAAUUUUUGCAGCGUGAAUCAAACCACGGGCAAUCACGUGUUGAUUCCUUUAGACCUGGGAAUACUAUAGAUCACGUGUUGAGAAACCAACUUUUAAGUGAACUACAACAGCAAUCCCAACAUCCGAGGCACACUGAUCCUUCCAUUGACCAUCUCAUUCAACAGGCAAGGUGCGGCCAAGUCCCACUUCACGGGCAUCAGAACAAUUUGUUGGAACUUUUAUCACAAGCUAAGCGUAGUCAGAUGCAUCCAUUGGAUCAUCAUCCCAUUCUCCAACAAGAACAGUUGCAUGGGAGGCCGUUGCCUACGGGAUUGAGGCGAAGAUUGGGAUUGGAAGAUGAAAGACAACUCUCUUCUGUUUGGCCACCAAUGGAUGAGAACAGUCAGCUUUUGAGAAAUCCAAGUGGCCAUCAUCGGUCCAGCUCUGGAUUCGGUGGGUUAGAUUUUCUUCAACAGCAACAGGUGAGACCCGAAGAUCAUCUUAGUCUUCUUGAGCGGAAUAUUUCGUUACAAGAUAGACUUCAGCAGGGCCAUUAUGAUCAAGGGUCAUUAUUGUCAUUUGAUCGAUCUAGGCCUUUGCCGGGUGGUGGUGGGAUGAAUAUGGACGUUUUAAAUGCAAUGGCUCGUGCACAUGACCUAGAUAUGCAGCAGGAGUCUAAUGCAAGAAUGAACUCUGUUGGUAAUAACAUGGGUGGGCCCGCUUCUGCUAGUGUCUUCUCUCAUCUCACUCACCAUCCUUUUCCUCUCAAUCAAUAUGAUGGUUCACACUCAGAUUCAGCCGAAGGACGUUGGUCUGACGGAAACACCAGUCAGUUACCUAUGGAAUGGAUGGAUACCCAAAUUCACCAAGCAAAUCGCAUUAGCGAGAGGCAAAUGCGAGAGGCGGAGGUUAAAAGGGUGGCUGCUGAAGAUUCCAGUUUAUGGAUGUCAGCUGCUGCGCAUGAUGAUAAUUCUAAGCGGUUACUUAUGGAACUGCUUCAUCAGAAAUCUGGCCAGCAAUCAUCAAUGGAGCAGUCAGUAGUUACCGGUGGAACUUUUACUUCGAACCAACCUUUUAGCAGUCUCUCUCAGCAAGGGCUGGAUCUUAACCAGUCUAUUGCUGUUGGGUCUUAUGGUUCAAAUUCAAGUGUCGCACGUCAGAGUUAUGUGUCAGAAGAAAUUGCUAACAGUCAAAAGCUGCCGUUCGCAUCUCAUUCUAGAACAUUAGGUGAUGAUGAUGCAUUUAUUUCUGGAAUCAAUGAUUUCUCCAAGGGCCAUCGAUUGGAUAUCCGAGAAGGUUUAGUUCAACAGACCGGUUUGCUCAGACUAGAUCGGGAUGAAAACCCGGCUGAUGUUCUCACACGGCGGGCUGGUCUUGUCACUGGAGGUAAUUUCCGGACUGAUGUUGCUGAGGACCGUGAAUCCAUUCCAGCAUUGAGACCAGAAAACAUUUUACUGAAACGCCCGCACGUGUCACCAAUCCAAGAAGGCUUAUCUGAUCUGAAUUCCAAUGCAACCUUAAACAGAAGCUAUUCAAAUACAAUGGCUUCAGAAGUUGCAAGGAAAGCAGAUGUGGAAAGCAACACCGCAGCAAACCAAGCAUCUGAUGUACAUGGGGGGAAGAAAGACGCAGCGCGUUUCAGGCGAAGUGUGUCUGGUAGCGAUGCAGACACGACAGAGACAUCAUUCAGUGACAUGCUCAAGAACAACAACGCUAGCGGCAAGAAGAUGGCGGCGGCGGCAGCCACCACACAGCAGGAGGUUGUUUCUUCAGAGUCGUCUGAGUCGGCCCAGGGCGGGGGUGCACGGAGCAACAAGAAGAAGGGGAAGAAAGGGAGACAGAUCGAUCCUGCCCUCUUAGGUUUCAAGGUCAUGAGUAAUCGAAUCUUGAUGGGCGAAAUACAACGCGUCGAGGAUUAGAUGAGAGAAAACAGGCCAACCAUUUCUUUCUUUCUUUUUUUUUUUCUUUGGAGUGUAUAGGUUUUGGCUUUGGCUUUUGUAAAGCAAUUGUUGGGACAGAAAACAUGUCCCUCUCAAUUUAGGUGGUGUGUGUCAGGAAGGGCUUCUUCAAAGAUGCACAUAUGUGUAGGGAUCUUCACAUGUCCACAUUUAUAUUCAUGUACAUUGUUAAAUAAAUAUGUUUUUUCCCC
Cuscuta campestris is the source of this 5064-nucleotide messenger RNA. The record is from the annotation of a GenBank genome assembly. Lineage: Eukaryota; Viridiplantae; Streptophyta; Magnoliopsida; Solanales; Convolvulaceae.